AAGGGAGAGCGCUCGCCGCCGGUUCUCGCCGCGUCCUCCGCCCCAGCCCGAUCCCCUCGCGGAGGAGCCCGCGGCGCGCCUCGGCUAAGAAAAAAUGACUGCAAUCAAGCAUGCAUUACAAAGAGAUAUUUUCACACCAAAUGAUGAACGUUUACUGAGCAUUGUGAAUGUCUGUAAAGCAGGGAAAAAGAAGAAAAACUGUUUUUUAUGUGCCACAGUGACAACUGAACGUCCAGUGCAGGUGAAUGUGGUGAAAGUGAAGAAAUCUGAUAAAGGAGACUUCUACAAAAGACAAAUUGCUUGGGCUCUUCGAGAUCUUGCUGUGGUAGAUGCCAAAGAUGCCAUCAAAGAGAAUCCAGAAUUUGAUUUACAUUUUGAAAAAAUAUACAAGUGGGUUGCCAGCAGCACUGCAGAAAAGAAUGCAUUUAUUUCUUGUAUUUGGAAACUGAAUCAGAGAUAUCUUCGAAAGAAAAUUGAUUUCGUCAAUGUUAGUUCACAACUUUUAGAAGAACUGCCUAAAGUUACAGAAGAAUCUGUUCCAAGUGGAGAGAAUCAGAGUGUGACAGGAGGAGAUGAAGAAACUGUAGAUGAGUACCAAGAGUUAAAUGCAAGAGAAGAGCAGGAUAUUGAGAUAAUGAUGGAAGGCUGUGAAUAUGCUAUUUCUAAUGCUGAAGCUUUUGCAGAAAAAUUAUCACGAGAGCUGCAGGUGCUAGAUGGGGCAAAUAUCCAGUCAAUCAUGGCCUCUGAGAAACAAGUGAAUAUCCUGAUGAAGUUGCUGGAUGAAGCUCUUAAGGAGGUGGAUCAGAUUGAACUGAAGCUGAGCAGUUAUGAAGAAAUGCUACAAAGUGUGAAAGAACAAAUGGAUCAAAUCUCAGAAAGCAACCACUUAAUUCAUCUUAGUAACACUAAUAAUGUAAAGCUCCUAUCAGAGAUAGAAUUCCUUGUGAACCACAUGGACUUGGCAAAAGGCCACAUAAAGGCGCUUCAGGAAGGAGAUCUUGCUUCUUCUAGAGGCAUUGAGGCCUGCACCAAUGCAGCUGAUGCUCUUCUACAGUGUAUGAAUGUAGCUCUCCGUCCAGGACAUGACAUGCUUUAUGCAGUCAAACAACAGCAACAGCGUUUUGGUGAUUUGAGAGAGCAAUUUGCCCGGAGACUCGCCAGUCAUCUUAACAAUGUUUUUGUUCAACAGUUUACUCAGGCCCUUCUUCAGCUCUAUAGCAGGUCCAACUUUCUUUCAGUUCCUGGACAUGACCAGAGUUCUACUCUUGCACAGCACUCCAUUGAAUUGACAUUGCCUAAUCACCAUCCCUUCCACAGAGACUUGCUCCGAUAUGCCAAAUUGAUGGAGUGGCUAAAGAGUACAGAUUAUGGAAAAUAUGAGGGACUAACAAAGAAUUACAUGGAUUAUUUAUCAAGGCUGUAUGAAAGAGAAAUAAAAGAUUUCUUUGAAGUUGCAAAGAUCAAGAUGACAGGCACCACUAAAGAAAGCAAGAAGUUUGCUACACUGCCUCGAAAAGAAAGUGCUGUCAAACAAGAAACAGAGAGUCUUCAUGGAAGUUCUGGGAAAUUGACUGGAUCUACAUCUAGCCUAAAUAAACUCAGUGUUCAGAGUUCUGGGAGUCGUAGAUCUCAGUCAUCUUCUUUGUUGGAUAUGGGAAACAUGUCUGCCUCUGAUCUUGAUGUAGCUGACAGAACCAAGUUUGAUAAGAUCUUUGAACAGGUUCUGAGUGAAUUAGAACCUUUAUGUCUAGCAGAGCAAGAUUUCAUAAGUAAAUUUUUCAAACUGCAACAACAUCAAAACAUUCCUGGAACUAUGACUGAAACAGAAGAAUUGGAUGGAGGAAUGUUAUCACGACAAUAUAGUUCUGGCGUACUACCAUCUAUAUCAUCUGAGAAAGAUAUGAUCCGCCAAAUGAUGAUUAAAAUAUUUCGCUGCAUUGAGCCAGAACUGAACAAUCUGAUUGCAUUAGGAGACAAAAUUGAUAGCUUUAACUCUCUCUACAUGCUGGUCAAAAUGAGUCAUCAUGUAUGGACUGCGCAAAAUGUGGAUCCUGCUUCCUUUCUCAGUACCACAUUGGGAAAUGUUCUGGUGACUGUAAAAAGGAAUUUUGACAAAUGCAUUAGUAACCAAAUAAGACAGAUGGAAGAAGUAAAGAUCUCAAAGAAGAGCAAGGUGGGGAUUCUUCCAUUUGUUGCUGAAUUUGAAGAAUUUGCAGGGCUUGCUGAAUCGAUUUUCAAAAAUGCAGAGCGUCGUGGAGAUCUAGAUAAAGCUUACAUAAAACUUAUAAGAGGAGUCUUUGUAAAUGUGGAGAAAGUAGCAAAUGAAAGCCAAAAGACUCCCAGGGAUGUGGUGAUGAUGGAGAACUUCCACCAUAUUUUUGCAACUCUUUCUCGUUUGAAAAUCUCAUGCCUAGAAGCUGAAAAAAAAGAAGCCAAACAGAAGUACACAGAUCAUCUUCAGUCUUAUGUUAUCUAUUCUUUAGGACAACCUCUCGAAAAACUAAAUCAUUUCUUUGAGGGUGUUGAAGCUCGAGUAGCACAAGGUAUAAGAGAAGAAGAAGUAAGCUACCAACUUGCAUUUAACAAACAAGAACUUCGUAAAGUUAUCAAAGAAUAUCCUGGAAAGGAAGUGAAGAAAGGACUAGAUAAUCUCUACAAGAAAGUUGAUAAGCACCUUUGUGAAGAAGAGAAUUUGCUUCAGGUGGUAUGGCAUUCUAUGCAAGAUGAAUUUAUACGUCAGUACAAGCACUUUGAGGGUUUGAUUGCACGAUGCUAUCCUGGAUCUGGUGUUACAAUGGAAUUCACUAUUCAGGACAUUCUGGACUAUUGUUCUAGCAUUGCACAGUCACAUUAGACUCAACAAAAGAAAAGCUAGCAAUGUUCUAAAAAUGCCAGACAGUAUCCAGAUAUAUCAACCUACAUGUUUCACAAACUUGGAUUUGUAAAUUUAUAUAUUAUUAAAUGUUGGUAAAUGUCAGAUAAAUAUAUAGUACCCAACUACAGAUAUUAAAUGCAACAUUACAGAUCCUAAGUAGCAGCAACAUUGUUCGCUUAUUAGGUUAUGUACUAAUUUAACGUAAUAAUUUUCUGUUCCUUUAAAUUGCACUUAUUUUUCUAUCAUUGUGCAGGAGAUUUACAUUUGUGGGUCCCUUUCUUGGUAAUGAACAUUGUAACCUGGAGUAUGUGAAGUACAUUGGAAAUACAGUGGACACUCCAACUUUAACUCAUUCUCUUUCUUGAGAAUCAUGUAACUUUUAAAAUACUGUACAGAACUGUUUUAUUUUGCAGUUUCGUGUGGUGUGUGUGUGUGUGUGUGUGUGUGUAUGUAUGUGUGGUGUGUGUGAAGAGCAAAGGGAGUUCAUUGGAAUAUUUGUAAGCUAAUGUUUUGAGGAUUAUGUAACUCAUUAAAAUGUACUGACAGUGAAGUAGA
Sarcophilus harrisii (Tasmanian devil) is the source of this 3430-nucleotide messenger RNA. RefSeq names its product exocyst complex component 1 (gene EXOC1). NCBI's taxonomy places the organism in Eukaryota, Metazoa, Chordata, Mammalia, Dasyuromorphia, Dasyuridae. The transcript has 21 exons. Gene Ontology annotation, cellular component: plasma membrane; exocyst. Gene Ontology annotation, molecular function: phosphatidylinositol-4,5-bisphosphate binding. The record is from RefSeq and is a predicted model, not a curated record. The coding region runs from base 95 to 2854 and encodes 919 amino acids. Gene Ontology annotation, biological process: Golgi to plasma membrane transport; exocytosis.